AUGGGCUCGACUAGACUGUACAGCAAAGGCCGCGUCCUCGGCCACAAGCGCGCGAAGCGCAACUCUCGCCCCAAUACUUCGCUGAUACAGAUUGAGGGUGUCGCCAACAAGGAGGAUGCACAAUUCUACCUGGGCAAGCGUAUCGCCUAUGUGUACAAGGCGAAGCGGGAAAUCCAAGGCUCAAAAAUCCGUGUCAUCUGGGGACGAGUAACCAGACCACACGGUUCAUCAGGUGUCGUCAAGUCGAAAUUCCGAAGCAACCUCCCCCCACGCGCGUUUGGUGCCAGUGUCCGAGUGAUGCUCUACCCUUCGAACAUUUAA
Messenger RNA from Cyclocybe aegerita, 321 nucleotides. NCBI's taxonomy places the organism in Eukaryota, Fungi, Basidiomycota, Agaricomycetes, Agaricales, Hemipholiotaceae. The record is from the annotation of a GenBank genome assembly.